Messenger RNA from Fonsecaea pedrosoi CBS 271.37, 3057 nucleotides. RefSeq lists its product as uncharacterized. The coding region runs from base 1 to 3057 and encodes 1018 amino acids. The record is from RefSeq and is a predicted model, not a curated record. The transcript is spliced from 3 exons. NCBI's taxonomy places the organism in Eukaryota, Fungi, Ascomycota, Eurotiomycetes, Chaetothyriales, Herpotrichiellaceae.
AUGGCCGGCAUGCUCGACUCGGACCGCUCACGUUCACGACGAGAAAGGACGUUUGUUGGAGGGGAAUGCGCCGCUUGCGAAGAGCUUUUGGAGCAUACACUGAGGGGCGAGAGGGUUUUACAAUUUUCCUGUGGCCAUGUCGCUCACGAGGCUUGCUUUUACGAAUACAUCCGCGACUCGGACUCCCAGUACUGCCCGACAUGCGAUGCCCCCUUGAGCCUGGAUUCCUUCCGGGGAGGCAGCAUCCUGGAUUUGACCAAAUUGAGUAAUAUGGUUCGAGCGGUCGCUUCCAAAGACGUAUCUUCGCCGCGGAGUUCACAAAAUACACCCAUGCCCUGGGAGGCCAGCCGACAAGUGGUCCAAGAUGACUCCUACAGCUCACAAGGAAUGAGUGAGAGACUCAGCCGCGAGAACACCAACCGAGAUAGUCGAGACAGUCAAAGAAUGCGCAUCGAACGCCUCGGCAUUGGUCAUGGCCCUCACGGAUCGCAAACUCAUUCACGCAACGACAGUGGCAAUGCUUCCUCGACUGAUUACACCAACGACCAUGCCGGUCACCCACGAAAGCAUGAUUACGAUCUCCACGCCAUGGAAACGACUGUCCCAGGAACUCAGAUCAAAGAUAUCAAGCAACCCAUCCCGGUUCCCACCGUUACCGUUCGCAGCGAGUAUCCGACCUUGACCCGGUCACGUCAACAGCAGACCGUUACAUGUUUAGUUACUAUUGAAGUGCCCGAAGGUAAAUUCCAUGGCCCAAUGGAUGAAAUGCAGAACACGCCCCCGGUCCCUCCACUGCCCAGCGACUCUGGAGUCGGUAUUCCCGCAAUGCAUAGGCAUCAAGAAACUCAGCAGCCACCUCUCGGGUACGAAUCUGCCGAAAUCCUCGACGAAAUCACCGAGGAGCUGAGGAUGCGAGUGGAUAACUGGCACGGGCUUGAGUUUCAGAGAUUUGGCAAAUUACGUCUGCACAGUGUUAUCAGAGUUGGCAAGGACCGCCACUCGUGGCAAGAGCUUGAGUGUUACCUGUUUGGAGAGAUGCUCAUUUGCGUCAAGGAGAAGAAGAACGCCCAGCCUCCAUUGAUCACCGAGUCCGGCCGCAAACUGACGAGGUGUACCUUGAAAGGCUCUAUUCUGAUCAAGAAACACUUGCGACAGGUGCAUGCAUCUCCCGAUGAGUGCAUCUUGACGUUAAACCUGUCAGUAGCAGAGUUGCCAACCUUUCACCUUUUGUUCCAGGAUCGCGAGAAGCUGGAAAUCUGGCAACGAGCAUUACGAGACCUUCAUGCCACCGAACCCUCUCCUCGCUUCAACCACGACUACGAACAAGAUACCUCGGGCACGGAUGAAGAAGAAUACGGUCGCCAGAAUCGAGCCGUUCGACGCGUGCCUUCUGUUGCGUCGUCUUACGGAGGGCCACGGUCGGCCACGACGGCGGCCACGGAAUAUUCCAUGUCAAAGAACAUGGUUGACAGGCGAGUCCCUCCGUCACUACAUGUCCCGAUCGAUAUUGUGGUUGUUAUUCCCGUGUCAUCUUCUAUGCAAGGUCUGAAAAUCACCCUAUUGAGAGACACACUGCGAUUUCUCGUGCACAAUUUGGGCGAUCGAGAUCGGAUGGGUCUCGUUACCUUUGGUUCAAGUGGCGGAGGCGUUCCGGUGGUUGGAAUGACGACCAAGACAUGGGGUGGAUGGAACAAAGUCCUCAACUCGAUCCGCCCCGUGGGACAAAAGAGUUUGCGGGCGGAUGUGGUUGACGGCGCCAACGUGGCAAUGGAUCUCCUGAUGCAACGCAAGGCCGCAAAUCCGAUCUCGACCAUUCUCCUGAUCAGCGAUUCCUCGACUUCCGAAAUGGAAGGGGUGGACUUCGUUGUUCAGAGAGCCGAAGCUGCAAAGGUUGGUAUCUACUCCUUCGGCCUUGGACUUACCCACAAGCCAGAAAGCAUGCUGGAGCUAUCGAACCGAACAAAAGCGUCGUAUCUAUACGUCAAGGACUGGAUGAUGCUCCGCGAAUGUGCUGGAGGUGUUCUAGGCGCUCUUCAGUCGAUAUCACACCAGAAUGUGAAGCUCAAGCUCAAGCUGCCUGAAGGGUCCCCUGCCAAGUUUGUCAAAAUUAACGGUGCCCUCCAGACGACCAAGAGAGCCACUGGUCGGGACGCUGAAGCAAGCUUGGGAGAUCUUCAUUUCGGCGACAAGCGCGAUGUGUUGGUGCAGUUGGUGAUUGAUCCGGAUACCUCGACCUCGGAGCCGGCGCCACAGGACGCUUGGGAAUCUAUCGUGUCUGGGCUCGAAGCCCUAGGUGGUUCGCUUGAUACCGAUGACCAGAGGGUUCAGAGUGUGGAGGAACUGCCUCUGCUCCAGGCCGAUCUCUCAUUUGGCGACUUGCACCGCGAAGGCUCGAUCGUACAACUACCCCGGCCAUCCCUGCUGACCAUCACCAUGCUGCCCUCGAACCGCCGCUCACGCCAGAAUGGAAGGCCGCCGACACCUCCGAUCCCUCCGCAUCCCUCCAUUGUCCAAAGGCGUAUGGAGUUGUUGACGUCCGACAUGUUAAGCCGCGCCCUCACUCUUGUCCAGCGUGGUCAGCACGAGCGUGCGCACCAUCUCCUAAACGAAACAAGGACCAUUCUCAAAGGGCUAGGCAAAGGUGGUCUCCCACCACUACCUCCCGGCGCCACCCAACCAUUGAAUAAACGACAUAGCCCACAAUCCAAGGCAGGCAGCCCAAGGGCCGCCACACCAGACCACGCCCGCGACCACAGCCCCCAUUCCGACACAAGCACACCUAUUCCGCGCUCAACCAAUGUUGAUCACACCAUUAUGAAUGCUCUCGACGCCGACAUCGAAGCUAGCUUGGAGUGGAUCAACCAUCCUGCCGUGUUCUCCCGCGACUCCCGCAAAGCCGUCCUCCAGGCAAUCGGAGUCAUCUCAUCCCAACGGGCUUAUACAUUCCGAACUGCAUCUGAAUCUUUAUGGGCAGAAAGAGUCACCGGAGUCAAGAGGCUCACGGAGCAGUCGAGAGAAUGGAGGGAGACAGGCGACGACGCUCUGACUGAAGAGUAA